AUCAGCAUGCUUUAUUUUCUUCGUUCCCUCUUCUGAGUCUCUCAUUCUCAUAUAUUCUCUCAUGGCCUGCAAAUGAAUUCACCCUUUGAGGCCCCUCUUCACAAUUAGAUGGAAUCAACUGGCAAGGAUUAUGACAAUACUAUGGAGCUUGCAUCUUAUAGGCAGCUAAUUCCUCCAAGUUCUCCUGAUAUAAGCAAGAUAGUUGGAACCACAAAGUCAAAUCUUCGAAUUGGUCAUGAAUACCAGGUGGAAGUUCCUUCCAUCAUAAAAGAAUCAGAACAGCUUAAACUUCCAAUGAAUCCUGCUGAUUCAGAACUUGUAGAUAAGGAAGUGGAGGAUAAUGUAGCAGCAGCAGCUAAUUUGAAUAAUUCGUGGAGUGAUGCUGAUGUAAAAAGUUUUCUCCUUGGUUUGUUUAUCUUCAGGAAGAAUUUUGUGCAGAUAAAAAGAUUUUUAGAGAACAAAGGGAUGGGGGAAAUACUGUCGUUUUACUAUGGGAAGUUUUAUAAGUCUGAUGAAUAUCAGAGAUGGUCAGAUUGCAAAAAAUUAAAAGGGAGAAAAUGUAUAACAGGACACAAACUUUUUUCUGGUCGGAAGCAACGUGAACUGUUGUCUCACUUGACUCUCCAUGUCUCAGAAGAAUUUAAAGAUGCUUUGCAACAGGUUUCCAAGUCAUAUUCGGAGGGGAGAAUUUCUCUAGAAGAAUAUAUCUCUUCUUUGAAGUCUACUGUCGGACUUGGUGUUCUUGUGGAAGCUGUGGAUAUUGGUAAGGGGAAGGCAGACCUUACCCGCCCAGCUGUGGAACAUGUGAAGAAAACCCAGGUGCUUUCAAUACCAACUAGCAAAGCUUGGUCUUCUCUUGGGCCCAGUGAUAUAAUCAAACAUUUGACUGGAGGAUAUCGACUGAGCAAAGCCAAAAGUAAUGAUAUCUUCUGGGAUGCUGUUUGGCCCCGUUUACUGGCAAGAGGUUGGCACUCGGAGAAACUAAAGAAUCAAGGCUCUCUAAGCUCCAAAAAUCUUGUGGUCUUUCUUUUCCCUGGUGUUAAAAAGUUUUCAAGGAGAAAACUUGUGAAAGGUGAUCAUUACUUUGAUUCUGUCAGUGAUGUCUUGAGCAAAGUGAUAGCUGAACCAAAUCUUCUUAAGCUUGAAGUUGUAGAAACUAAAGUUGGUGGCAGCAAUGAGGAAGAUGCAGAAACGGGAUCCAACAAGGAUAGUCAACCUGAUAAUCAUCACCAUCGUUACCUCAAACACCGAGCUUCUACUAACAAUGCAGACCAUAUGAAGUGUGCAGUUUUUGAUACUGGUUUGGUGCACAGAGGGAAGACAUCUGAUUUAAGGGAAUUGAAAUCUUUACCUGCCAAUUUGGUAGGUAAAGUUGAGGUAGAUGCUGAUGAUAUGGUAUAUAAUAAAGGGAACAAGCAUGUUAGUAAAACAAAACAAGGGAAAGGUAAGCUUGAUGACAUUUCACCAAGUGGGACAGAAACUGCUAAGAUAUACAGUAAAAAGAAUAGUAGUGAUGCUGACUGCCAGAAAGGUAAACACAAUAGAGAUGCUAGUGGCCAAAAACAAGUGAAUGUUAACCCUGAUGAUGCAAACAAGAUGGCAGAAAACUGUGAAAAUCAGAAGACCUACGUGCCUGAUGGAAAUCAACCAAAGAGAAACGUAGAGAAUCAAUUCAGUCAAAGAGCAAGAUCAGGUCAUUCAGAUGUUGCAGUUCCUCCCAUCAAACGGCAAAGACUCACUUCUUGGGCUAAGGCUGAGACAAGCCACAUUCUUAAGAACUCCUCAGGAGGCUUAGGAUCAGAAAAACUGGGACUCUCCCAGUCAUCUUGCUUUCCAGAUGCCAACAAGAAGGCCGGUAAUCCACUUGAUCAUCAGCAGGAUGUGACUUUAAUUUCUUAUUCAGCUGAAGUAAGCAUGGAAUUGAAAAAAGAAGAAAGAAAUUUCAAUAGAGUCUGUCUUGACAAUGGUACUUCUUGUGACAAAGUUGAGAAAUGUGAAUCACAACAUUCCAUCAACUUCAAUGCACCUCAGGUUUCACUGAAGUUUGAAGAUGGUGAAAUGAUGGAAAUGGCAGAGGAAGAUGAGCAGGGCCCAAAGCCCAAUGACACAAUUCCAAGGAGGAAGAGCACAAGAAACAGACCAUUGACAGUUAGAGCGUUGGAAUCUUUUGCAAAUGAAUUCUUGCAUGCACAAAGGAAACAGAAAAGAAAACACACCCUGACACUUAAACACCCAUUCAGUGCUUGCAGCCGCAAGGCUCGCACCUAAGGUCUAAAGAAUGUUGCAUAGUCAUAGCUCAGGGUAUGGGACUCCAGAUUCAAUAGAAGAACAUCAUUUGAAUGGAGAUUUUAGUGUCAAUGAAAACAUAGCUAGCCUUUUAGAUUAUAUUAAAUCGUAGUGGUCUUUUUAUUCUAGGAAUUUCAGAAGUUACCUAUCAUGGUGAGGUUUUGACUUUUGGAAACUUAUGCUUCUCCUAUCUGCCUUUAUUGCAUUCUGAAGUUAACAGACAUAAUGUACAUAAUUUUUGCCAUAUGGGAAAUUUGAUGAUUUUAAAGGGUUUUUUGUUUUCUGGUAAUUGUAAGUUUCA
Glycine soja is the source of this 2587-nucleotide messenger RNA. RefSeq lists its product as uncharacterized. The transcript is spliced from 3 exons. NCBI's taxonomy places the organism in Eukaryota, Viridiplantae, Streptophyta, Magnoliopsida, Fabales, Fabaceae. Gene Ontology annotation, molecular function: transcription corepressor activity. The coding region runs from base 109 to 2268 and encodes 719 amino acids. Gene Ontology annotation, cellular component: nucleus. The record is from RefSeq and is a predicted model, not a curated record.